Molecule: messenger RNA, 2206 nt
Organism: Megalops cyprinoides (Indo-Pacific tarpon)
Lineage: Eukaryota; Metazoa; Chordata; Actinopteri; Elopiformes; Megalopidae
Gene: hdac3
Product: histone deacetylase 3
Exons: 15
Coding region: 126-1412 (428 amino acids)
Molecular function (GO): histone deacetylase activity
Source: RefSeq, a predicted model, not a curated record
AAUGGCGGCUAUAUGGUAAAUGAAGGGAAAUUAAUGUCGAAUGAAUUUUAGAGGAUUCCAUACCUGAAAACUAACAUAGAAAUAAUUUUUGUUGUUCGCCUGUGGGCAAAGAGAUUUAGUCUGCAAUGACGAAUAGAACAGCGUAUUUUUAUGAUCCGGACGUGGGGAACUUUCAUUACGGUGCUGGACACCCAAUGAAGCCUCAUCGUCUGUCCCUAACGCAUAGUCUUGUUCUACACUAUGGCCUCUAUAAAAAGAUGAUGGUGUUCAAGCCAUACAAAGCCUCUCAGCACGAUAUGUGCCGGUUUCACUCCGAGGAUUACAUAGACUUCCUGCAGAAGGUCAGCCCUAACAACAUGCAGGGCUUCACAAAGAGUCUAAACACCUUCAAUGUGGGAGAUGACUGCCCUGUGUUUCCAGGCCUGUUUGAAUUCUGCUCCCGGUACACAGGAGCCUCUCUGCAGGGAGCAACACAGUUAAACCACAAGAUAUGUGACAUUGCCAUCAACUGGGCUGGAGGUCUCCAUCAUGCAAAAAAAUUUGAGGCCUCUGGAUUUUGCUAUGUGAACGACAUUGUCAUCAGCAUACUGGAACUGUUGAAGUACCACCCACGCGUCUUGUACAUUGACAUUGACAUUCACCAUGGUGACGGGGUGCAAGAAGCCUUCUAUCUCACGGAUCGAGUCAUGACCGUGUCCUUCCAUAAAUAUGGGAAUUACUUUUUUCCAGGAACAGGUGACAUGUACGAGGUGGGGGCAGAGAGUGGACGCUAUUACUGCCUGAACGUUCCUCUCCGAGACGGGAUUGAUGACCAGAGCUACAGACAACUGUUCCAGCCAGUCAUCAAGCAGGUGGUGGACUUCUACCAGCCGACCUGUAUCGUCCUUCAGUGUGGUGCUGACUCACUGGGCUGCGACAGACUGGGCUGCUUUAACCUCAGCAUCAGAGGCCAUGGGGAAUGUGUGGAGUUUGUAAAGAGCUUCAAGAUCCCCCUGCUGGUGCUGGGAGGAGGCGGGUACACAGUGCGCAACGUGGCCCGAUGCUGGACCUAUGAGACUUCUCUGCUAGUUGAAGAGUCGAUCAGUGACGAGUUACCCUAUAGUGAAUACUUUGAGUAUUUCGCCCCAGACUUCACGCUCCACCCAGACGUCAGCACCAGGAUAGAGAAUCAGAACUCCAGGCAGUACCUGGAGCAGAUCCGUCAGACAGUGUUUGAGAACUUGAAGAUGCUGAACCACGCCCCCAGCGUCCAGAUCCACGAUGUGCCCUCCGAUCUGCUGAGUUACGAGCGCACGGACGAAGCCGACCCUGACGAGAGGGGCUCAGAGGACAACUAUUCCAGGCCAGAAGCAGCCAAUGAAUUCUAUGAUGGUGACCACGACAAUGACAAAGAGAGCGACGUGGAGAUCUGAUUGGCCAGCUGAGGAUCUUUCCUUCUGGGUGGAACAGAGCCAGCAGAAUCCACCGGAAGACUUCGCUGAUGGCCCGGCGGAUGGACGGAGAUGACCCUCUCUCCCUCCACUCGGACACAGGGCUUGUUUAUCUUUCCAUCACGUUGACUUGACUGCCAUGUAACCCUGGUGAGAUGAUGGAGGCCAGCAUCCUAAACCUUGAACUGAUUUCUUUUUUUGUCCAUUUUUAUAUAUAUACAUACACAUAUACUUGUAUUGUUUUAAAUAUUUAGUAGACCCAUCUUAUCCACCUUUCUACUUGAGCAGUACUGUACUACAAAGCACUUCCCCCAGACAUGUGUUUCCUGUUAACACUGCAAAGGCAUCCAGAAGAGGUGGCCUUGGGGGGGCCAGAGGUGCAGAGUCAUAAACCCGUGUUUAGUCACUUGUGAAAUCCUUUCUUGCCCAUCUCUGUGUUAUACAGAGGAGGGGAGGGUUCCUGUCCCCAGGGCUCAGGUUAAAGGUCAAACAGUUUUGACCUUCAGUGGUUCCUUUCUCAUCUUGAAUGGACACAAGGUGUGGUGUAGAUAGACCUAUGUCACCUGUGUCACCAGUCUUAAAGCCAGUCCUCUGCCUCAGUAGGCAGAAACAGGUUACCUUCAAGUGAGAAUUUUCCUUUUAAAAUCUUUUUUUUUUAUAGACAAGAGACUGUUUUGUAAUGAUAUGGAAAUAAAUGGGACUAAUAAUUACUGUUUUAGGCUGCACUGACUUCAUAUAAAGGCCUAGAAAUGACUUCUGAAGCGUUUGUGUGAAUU